AUACUCCAGCAACAGUCAUGAGUAUUCAAGCUUCGAGAUCGCUGCUGCGGCGCCAAUUGCUCGGAGAUGUGAAGAGGAGAGUGGCAAGGGAACCAUACCGGUGCUUCUCUUGUACCUUUCCACAUGCGCAGCAACACACACCACCUCCCAAAAGCCCGCGAGAUGCACCUGGAACAACGCAUUUCGGGUUCGAGACCGUUGCGGAAGCAAUGAAAGAGCAGAAAGUCGGCGCCGUCUUCUCCUCCGUCGCCUCAUCGUACGAUACAAUGAACGACCUUAUGUCGCUCGGUAUCCACCGUCUCUGGAAGGACCAUUUCGUCCGCAACCUCAACCCUGGUCGCAACCCCCUCACAGCUCCCUCGCAAUCCUCUUUGUCCUCCGAACAAGGCUGGCAUAUCCUAGAUAUCGCCGGCGGAACUGGAGAUAUCGCUUUCCGCAUGCUGGACCACGCAUCCACUAUCAAUAACGACGCGCACACCCGCGUCACAGUUGCAGACAUAAAUCCACACAUGUUGGAAGAAGGAAAGAAGAGAGCCAUUGCCACACCUUAUGCACGGUCACCACGUCUGAAAUUUGUCGAGGCAAAUGCAGAAAAGCUUGAUAUGAUUCCAGACUCAAGCAUCGAUCUCUAUACCGUCGCCUUCGGUAUCCGCAAUUUCACGCACAAAGAUGCUGCGAUCCGGGAGGCAUUUCGAGUUCUCAAACCCGGUGGCGUGUUCGCUUGUCUCGAGUUCUCGAAGGUCAACAACUCCAUUUUCGAUGCCGUGUAUAAACGCUGGAGUUUUGGCGCUAUACCAUUGAUUGGACAGGUAGUUGCGGGCGAUCGGGAUAGCUAUCAAUAUCUUGUGGAGAGUAUUGAAAAGUUCCCCAGCCAGACGGAGUUUAGGGACAUGAUUAAGGAAGCAGGCUUUUUGGUACCAGGACAGGGCUGGGAGGAUUUGACGGGUGGCAUUGCGGCGAUACAUAAGGGGGUGAAGCCAGUUUCCUGAGUUCUGGUAGGUGUAUUAUUAUACUUUGUAGUUAUAUUGAUGGGAGAUGAAGAACCAGU
Molecule: messenger RNA, 1048 nt
Organism: Lindgomyces ingoldianus
Lineage: Eukaryota; Fungi; Ascomycota; Dothideomycetes; Pleosporales; Lindgomycetaceae
Product: ubiquinone biosynthesis methyltransferas-like protein coq5
Exons: 2
Coding region: 18-989 (323 amino acids)
Biological process (GO): ubiquinone biosynthetic process
Molecular function (GO): methyltransferase activity
Source: RefSeq, a predicted model, not a curated record